AUGGACGAAUUUAAUCUUUUCAAGUUUUUGAAUGAUGACAAUGAGAUCCUUCAGGCUGAAGACCAACAUUCCAGGGACUUUCCCACUUUUCGUGUACAUUUUGGUGAAUAUUUUGACGAUUUUCUACCCUCUCAAGCUCAAAAUCCGCACAAUCCCGAGUCCACCGAGUCAGCAACAAACGAAGAAAGUCAAAAGCCACCACAAGAGUUAGAUGUUUCAAGAUUUCCUAUCAUUUCAAGCGAUGAAAUACAGGAGCUUAAGUCUGUCGCUUCGAAUAAAAAUACGUCCCGCUCCAAAAAACAAUGGAUGAAUGUUUUCAGAAGCUGGUGUCAAUGCCGCCAUCUUGAAUAUGUCUCCAUCGAAAAAAUGGCGCCUGAAAAACUUGACAAGGUCUUGAGUAAGUUUUACGCCGAGGUGAAAAAAAAGGACGGAGAUGACUACGAGCCAGAAUCCCUUAAAAUCAUGCAGAGUGCCAUUGAACGGUAUCUAAAGGAGAAGAACUAUCCAUUGAGCAUCGUGCGAUCGAGAGAGUUUCACUCCUCACAAGAAAUCCUCAAUGCGAAAGCAAUUUCCCUACAUCAACAAGGAAAGGGAAAGAGACCCAACAAAGCUCAGCCAAUCACACCUGAAGAAGAGUCAGCCCUGUGGGAAAAAGGUCAGUUGGGUGAUUUUAAUGGAAAGGUCUUGACCAAUGUCAACUUCAAAAAUUUGACAGAACAACUGGGAUUUCGUGGUCGUCAAGAACACUACGAUGCAUACGUGGAAGACGUAAUUAUAAGACAGCGAGAAGCUGGAACUGAAGUUGUUGAGCUCAGGGAAGGUCCCACUAAAACGCGGAGCGGUGGUCUCACCAUCAGGCGAAAAACAACACCACAGGCAAUGUUCAGCACCGAUGGCGGAAAAAGCGAUCCAGUGCGGCUAUUCAAGCUUUGA
Molecule: messenger RNA, 933 nt
Organism: Pocillopora meandrina
Lineage: Eukaryota; Metazoa; Cnidaria; Anthozoa; Scleractinia; Pocilloporidae
Source: the annotation of a GenBank genome assembly